AUUACCAUGGUUCAAAAAGACUUCACUUCACAGUUAGCAUAUUAUUUUAUUGUAAGUAGUUAAGUAUUUUGUUGAUCAUAAAUCACUUUGGGACAUCCUGUGGCCAUGAAAGGUGCUAUAUCAAUGCAAGUCUUGUUAUCAAAAAUGCUCAAAUGUCCCUGCAAUACUGAACUCAGUAGCGCCAUCAUGUGACUGAACCCCUUUAAUACAGGAACCAGACUCUGGGUUUAUUCUCACUGGACCCCCUUAAUACAGGAAUCAGACUCUGGGUUUAUCUGACUGAACCCCUUUAAUACAGGAACCAGACUCUGGGUUUAUUCUCACUGGACCCCUUUAAUACAGGAACCAGACUCUGGGUUUAUUCUCACUGAACCCCUUUAAUAGAGGAACCAGACUCUGGGUUUAUUCUCACUGGACCCCUUUAAUACAGGAACCAAACUCUGGGUUCAUCUAACUGAACCCCUUUAAUACAGGAACCAGACUGUGAGUUUAUUCUCACUGAACUCUGUUUUUACCUGUUUGUGUUUUAUCCACCCGCUCUUGGCUGCUACAGGAGGGAGUGUUCAGUCCGGAGUCACUGUGGGAUUGUUUAUUUGGUAUAUAAUUUAGCUGAAAGCCACAUAUCUCUUGCUGCUCGGAUAUUUCAGUCUUUGCUGCGGUUUUCUCACUGCAGAGGGUGUUUUUCCUGGUUUAUUCAGUGGAGCGGGUGCGCCCAGAAAGAGAGAAUGAAACAAACGAGUUGUUUUGAGGGACACAACCUACAGAAACUACUGCUGUUGCUGCUGCUCAAUGUUGUUGCUGCUGUUUCAGGUGACUGGUCAGUUUCUGGGUUCCUUGGAGAGCAGAUUGUGCUGCCCUGUUCCUACAAAGGGAAUGUCCCAGUCUCAGAUUUACAGGUGAUUUGGGGAAUAUCAAGAUCUGAAAUUUUACACAAGUUUGUCGAUGGCAAUGAUGAUUUGACAGAACAAGACCCACGGUUCAGAAACAGAACAAAACUGUUCAAAGAUCAAUUGGAGCAAGGCAACUGGUCAAUUCUGAUCUCUGACCUCAGGAAGUCUGACAAGAAAAUGUAUGAGUGUCAGAUUUACAAGAAGAAAGAGGAGGUCCAUUAUUUAGUGAAAUCUGAUGUCGUCCAUCUCUUUGUAUUGGAGCGACCUCAAACACCUGUACCAACUAUGUCUGUACCAGAAGCACAGCCUGGAUUUGGAUUUGGAUUUGGAUUUGGAAUUGGAGUUCCUGUUGGUUUUUUUGCUCGAGUUUUGCUUUCUGGAAUUGUGGUUUGUGUAUUCCAAAGGCGACCAAAAUGGAAUUGUGUUCAAAAUCGACACUCCAACAAUCGAAAUGAAGCAUCUAAGGAUGUCCCUUUGACAGGGGUGAGCUGUCCAGGUAAAGCACAGGGCCUUGUGACAACAGCACCUGAGCAUCAGAAUGGAGAAGAAAACCUUGUGGGGACCAGGGCUGUCCAGCACUAACUGAGUUUCCCCUGCACUGAGCAUGUGUCAGGGAGGGGAAAAUCAGCCCAGUAUUGUGGUUAUCUAGUGAUUCCUGGUGGAAUGUCUGAGCUCAGGAUUGGGAUCAACAAUCACUUCCCACUUUGCACAAACCGUCCUGAUCAGCACAAUCUCAGGAGGGAAACUCCCAGUGGAACUAUAAUCCCUUUACUAAGAAAACUGUCCAAGUAUUUCAUUCUCUGCAUUAUCUCUCAGCAUUCCUGUUACAGACUGUGUCCAUACCCAAUCUCAGGAAUGUACAGAACCAUCUUUAACAAAAACAGAAUUACCUGGAAAAACUCAGCAGGUCUGGCAGCAUCGGCGGAGAAGAAAAGAGUUGACGUUUCGAGUCCUCAUGACCCUUCGACAGAACUUGAAUUCGAGUCCAAGAAAGAGUUGAAAUAUAAGCUGGU
This is a messenger RNA of Carcharodon carcharias (great white shark), 1903 nucleotides long. RefSeq lists its product as uncharacterized. Gene Ontology annotation, biological process: cellular response to lipopolysaccharide; negative regulation of T cell proliferation; positive regulation of T cell proliferation. Bases 726 to 1472 code for a protein of 248 amino acids. Gene Ontology annotation, cellular component: external side of plasma membrane. The transcript is spliced from 6 exons. Lineage: Eukaryota; Metazoa; Chordata; Chondrichthyes; Lamniformes; Lamnidae. The record is from RefSeq and is a predicted model, not a curated record.